AUGUCUUCAAAGCGGGAGACGACCUCCGCUGUCCAGGGCGCCACCAAGGCAUGCAGAGCCUCCAGGCUCGUAACUCCAGGGCCAAUGUUGCCGCGCAACGUUGAUAGUGACGACUCUUACGAGUCGAGCGAAGUACCCGACGAACUCAACAAGGUGAUCACUCGGAACGUCCAGAAAUUUGAUAUCAGUGCUUUCCCAUAA
This is a messenger RNA of Venustampulla echinocandica, 201 nucleotides long. RefSeq lists its product as uncharacterized. The record is from RefSeq and is a predicted model, not a curated record. NCBI's taxonomy places the organism in Eukaryota, Fungi, Ascomycota, Leotiomycetes, Helotiales, Pleuroascaceae. The transcript has a single exon. The coding region runs from base 1 to 201 and encodes 66 amino acids.